This is a messenger RNA of Nerophis ophidion (straightnose pipefish), 2747 nucleotides long. It is a transcript of the gene gpr137, whose product is annotated as G protein-coupled receptor 137. Gene Ontology annotation, cellular component: lysosomal membrane. NCBI's taxonomy places the organism in Eukaryota, Metazoa, Chordata, Actinopteri, Syngnathiformes, Syngnathidae. The record is from RefSeq and is a predicted model, not a curated record. The transcript is spliced from 8 exons. The coding region runs from base 207 to 1376 and encodes 389 amino acids. Gene Ontology annotation, biological process: positive regulation of TORC1 signaling.
AAAGAAACCGCGAUUUCCUGCGCAUCGCUGAUUGGGUGGUUGGAAUGCAAAAGCCCUGAGGCUCCGCCUAUCAGACGUGACGUAACACGGAAGUGACGACGCUGACGUCACCUGACUGGAUGGACUGCGGCUUUCAUUGGAUUAUAGGUCCGCCUUUUGAGAGCGGUGUGUGGUCAUGACGGACUGUUAAUCUUCUUAAGACGGCAAUGGAAGCUCCAGUCACAGCUGUGCCGCCGCCUCCUCCUCCCAAUUCCUCCACCGUGCCAUCCCCUCUUCCCCUGCGCCCGGCUCUGGCACCCUCAGUCCAGCUGGGCUUCACCGUCUUGUACACGGCGCUGUACGGCGCCCUCUUCCUGGUGGUGUAUGCCCAGCUCUGGCUUCUUUACCUCUACCGACACAAACGAUGGAGCUACCAGAGUAUCUUUCUCUUCCUCUGCCUGCUGUGGGCCGCUCUGCGCACCGCCUUGUUUUCAUUUUACUUCUGCAACGCGCUGGAGGCCAACCACCUCCCCGUGGUCGUCUACUGGCUUCUCUACUGCUUCCCCGUCUGCUUGCAGUUCUUCACUCUCAGUCUCAUCAACCUGUAUUUCACUCAGGUGUUACUCAAAGCCAUAGAGACGUACAGUGCAGAAGUGGACAAGCGACUCUGCGUGGCCCGCUGUGCGUACGGAUUGCUGAACGCCGUCUUCCUCUGCGUCAACGUGGCUUGCGCUGCUCUAGGGGAGCGGGGCAAUGGCGUGGCGGAAGGCCAAAGGACCUGGAAUUUGGUUCUUAUCCGGGUUCUUGUCAACGACCUACUCUUCAUUCUGGAGGCGGUCUUGCUGGCCGUGGUGCUGUUGCUGUUGACGCGGCACUCCCGCUCCACUGGCCCGUAUUUGAGCAGCAAGGGGACCACAAUGUGUCGCACAGCGGCGCUAGGCGCGGCAGUCAUCCUGUUGUUUGCUAGCAGAGCUUGCUACAACCUCAGCGUGCUCGUGCUGUCCCAGAACCACCAUGUUGAGUCCUUUGACUUUGACUGGUACAACGUCUCCGAUCAGGCCGACCUGCGCAACGAACUCGGCGACAGGGGCUACUUGGCGUUUGGCGCCAUCCUCUUCAUCUGGGAGCUGCUGCCAACCAGCUUGCUCAUUCUUAUCUUCAGAGUUCGCAGACCGACCCAAGAGGUCAGCAGCUUAGCUAUCAACAACAGAGUCCUACCUCGUCCCUAUUUCUUUGAUGACCCUCAAGGCGAUGAGGACAUUCCAGUUCCUUGGACUCGCAGCUACCACCCACACACCAGCUGGUACGGAUCAGAGACCACCCCGCUGCUGUUUGCAAGCAACCCUCCAGGACACAACCACCAGCACCACUCCUUCUAUUCCACCCCCCAGAACUGAGCGCCACCAUCACAGACUAGCAGUUUAGCACCCAGUAAAACCUCCUGUGUGUGUCUUUGCACUGAAAAGCUCAGGAAUUGUCCUCAAAUAGGGAAAAUGCAGAUUGUAGCGUUUUUAGCCACUGAGGACAAUCUAAAAGGGAACCUCAACAUCAAUUGCCACACGUCGCACUUGGUGAUGACAUUAACUGCUUGUUUUAUGAGUUGUUAAUUAUGUUAAUCACAGUUUAUCACUUUGAAAUUCCUCCUUAACUUACCUUUUCAAGAGUCUUUAAAACAUACAGUGCAUCUGAAAAGUAUUCACAGCACUUUACUUUUUCCAUAUUUUUGUUUUUGUUGUAGCCUUAUUCCAAAAUGAAAUACAAUCAUUUUCAGAAUUUUACUCACAAUACCCAAUAAUGACAAUGUGAAAAUAUUUUUUUGUGUAAAUUUUGAAAUCAUCUUUGUCUAGUCAGGUAGGUGACUAAGAACCCGAUGGUCACUCUGCUGCAGUAUUCCUCAGUGGAGAGAGAAGAACCUUCCAGAAGGACAAGCAUUUCUGCAGCUAUCCACCAAUCAGGCCUGUAUGAUAGUGGCCAGACAGCUAUUUUUUAGUAAAAAAGUUUGCCAAUAUGUCCCUGAGAGAGACUCAGACCAUGAGGACAAAUUCUCUGGUCUGAUGAGACAGAGAUUGAACUAUUUGGUGUAAAUGCCAGGCAUCAUGUUUAGAGGAAACCAGGCACCGCUCGUCACCAGGCCAAUGGCAUCCCUACAAUGAAGCAUGGUGGUGGCAGCAUUAUGAUGUAGGGAUGCUUUAAGCGGCAGGAAAUGGAUGACUAGUAAGGAUAGAAGGAAAGAUGAAUGCAGCAAUGUACAGAGACAUCCUGGAUGAAAACAAACGCUUCCAAGCCAAUCUGAUGGAGCUUGAGAGGUGCUGCAGAGGAAUUGGUGCCAGGCUGUGCUAUCGUAUUAAAACAACUUGAGGCUGAAAUUUUUGCCAAAGGUUCAACAAAGUAUUGAGCAAAGGCUUUGCAUACUUAUGUACACGUGAUAUUUUUAUUAUUACAUUUGUAAAUAAAUGCAAAGUUUUACACUCAUUGGGCGUAGAAUUUAAAGAAUAAAAAUGAAUUUAUUUCAUUUUGGAAUAAGGCUUUAAUUUAGUAAAAUGUGGAAAAAGUGAAGUGCUGUGAAUACUUUCCGGAUGCACUAUAAGGGCAACAUUUAAUGUAGGCAUUCCAAUGUCUUAUUUUAACCAUUCUUUAGUUUGAUGUUUUUUGUAUUUUUCUUUGACCUUUAAAUUAUUUGUUGUAUUAAUAAGUUUGUAGCAAGUGACUCCCAUGUGGUUCUGACUUCACAUUUACUGUGUAAACGACCAAUUAAAAAAUAUAUUCCA